GACCCCCUUUUCCCCACGACCCCCCCUCCAACCCCGCUGUCUGUGCCCCCCGCAGGUCCACACCCUGACCGGGGCCUUCCUGUUCUCCCUGGAGUCUCAGACCACCAUCGGCUACGGGUUCCGCUACAUCAGCGAGGAGUGUCCCCUGGCCAUCGUGCUGCUCAUCACCCAGCUCGUCCUCACCACCAUCCUCGAGAUCUUCAUCACCGGCACCUUCCUGGCCAAGAUCGCGCGGCCCAAGAAACGCGCCGAGACCAUCAAGUUCAGCCAGAACGCCGUGGUGGCCCAGCACGACGGCAAGACCUGCCUGAUGAUCCGCGUGGCCAACAUGAGGAAGAGCCUCCUCAUCGGCUGCCAGGUCACGGGGAAGCUGCUGCAGACCCACCUCACCAAGGAGGGCGAGAGCGUGCGGCUCAACCAGCUCAACGUGGACUUCCAGGUGGACACCUCGUCCGACAGCCCCUUCCUCAUCCUCCCGCUCACCUUCUACCAUGUGGUGGACGAGGCCAGCCCGCUGCGGGACGUGUCCCUGCGCUCGGGGGACGGGGACUUCGAGCUCGUGGUGAUCCUCAGCGGCACCGUGGAGUCCACCAGCGCCACGUGCCAGGUGCGCACGUCCUACCUGCCCGAGGAGAUCCUGUGGGGCUACGAGUUCACGCCGGCCAUCUCGCUCUCGGCCAGCGGCAAGUACGUGGCUGACUUCAGCCUCUUCGACCGCGUGGUGAAGGUGGCGGCGCCGCCGCGGUGCCACCACGAGGCCGUGCGGUUCGGGGACCCCGAGAAGGUGAAGCUGGAGGAGUCGCUGCGGGAGGCGGAGCGGGAAGGGGAGGGGGCCCCGCUCAGCGUCCGCAUCAGCAACGUCUGACGGGGGCACCGGCCCGGGGUGGCACCGAUGGAUGGAGAUGGCACCGGCAGCUAGAGGUGACACCAGUCCUGGCGUGGCACUGAUGGCUGGAGGUGACACCGACAGCUGGAGGUGGCACUGAUGGAUGGAGGUGACACUGGUGGAUGGAAGUGACACUGAUAUCUGGAGGUGACACUGAUGGAGGUAGCACUGACGG
This is a messenger RNA of Empidonax traillii (willow flycatcher), 1061 nucleotides long. It is a transcript of the gene KCNJ10, whose product is annotated as potassium voltage-gated channel subfamily J member 10. The annotation marks the transcript as partial. Gene Ontology annotation, cellular component: plasma membrane. NCBI's taxonomy places the organism in Eukaryota, Metazoa, Chordata, Aves, Passeriformes, Tyrannidae. Gene Ontology annotation, biological process: regulation of monoatomic ion transmembrane transport; potassium ion import across plasma membrane. Gene Ontology annotation, molecular function: inward rectifier potassium channel activity. The transcript has 2 exons. The record is from RefSeq and is a predicted model, not a curated record.